Messenger RNA from Asterias rubens (European starfish), 2130 nucleotides. Its product is annotated as protein-cysteine N-palmitoyltransferase HHAT-like. The transcript is spliced from 12 exons. Lineage: Eukaryota; Metazoa; Echinodermata; Asteroidea; Forcipulatida; Asteriidae. Gene Ontology annotation, molecular function: palmitoyltransferase activity. The record is from RefSeq and is a predicted model, not a curated record. Gene Ontology annotation, biological process: protein palmitoylation. Gene Ontology annotation, cellular component: endoplasmic reticulum. The coding region runs from base 270 to 1928 and encodes 552 amino acids.
UGAGUGCUAAUUGAAUGACCAAAAUAAUGUCCCACUGGUGAAGGUUUCUAUAGUUAGCUGCACUUAGAAACAACAGAGGGCGCUGUUCAACUAAUUAAAAAGGUACAACACUUUUGUGUCGGCUGCAGCUUUAGUUUUUUAACAAGUCUGAAGAAACUGAAGGUUCCUGGUUGUACGACUGCAUUCAUGCUUCUUAAAAGUUCAAAGUCAUCAUAAACAUAGGUGCAAUAAAUUGUAUCUCCCUCCCUAAUUGAGUCACUGAUGACAUCAUGGGGAAACUUCAAGAGAGAAGAUUCCCAGUGAGAAAGAAAACCAGUAAAUCCGCAUCCCAUAGCUCUAGCAGCAAAGGAGCGCUCUCGUCAACGUCAACAACUGAUGUGAAGACGACUGAGGGCAAGCUCCCCAUCCCAGAACUUGCUGUCUAUCUCACAUUUGUUGUUAUCACAUUCUCAACUGCCUUCUACAAUGUUUAUAUUUCUUCACAAGAACAUGUGGAAGUCUUCAGUUCCUAUAUGCUUGAACGUGGUUGGUCGAUUUUUGGUAACAGCCACAAGGAUGUAGCUGAUUUUGAAUGGUCAUAUUGGCAUGCAAUGGUGACACCUGUAACUAUACUCCUUACAUUGGGCCAUAUUAUUCUUGGCCGAGUUGUGGAGAAAACUAUUCCCAAGUGGAGGAAGCAUUUUAUCUUUGGUUAUGGAAUGCUUAGUCUUCUAUGCAUAUUUGGUGCCAUGGCAGUUCUAGUGUUCAUCCUGUACACUUUAGUAGCAUACCUCGCUUCCAGGACCAAGUCUGCUGUGGUCGUAUGGGCAGUCAUACUCCUUGAAAUUUUAAGUACAAACACAGAGUUCUUCAGUAGUCAUUUGACUUUUCUCUUCCCGAAUGAAGAACUGUUCAACCAUGUUGUCUUCAGCACAGCUAUGUGUCAACUAAGGCUGCUGAGCUAUUGCCUUGAGUACUGCAAAAGCACUAAAAGGACAACCGCAGCUACCCAGCAGGGAUACACAAAUGAAAAUUGGGAUUUCUUUAGCGUCAUGUCCUACAAUUUCUACUUUCCGCUGUUUGCUACUGGACCUGUUAUGACCUUUGACAAAUUUUCUCAACAAAUCAACAAGUCCCCGAGACCUUUUUCAAAGGAGGAGCUGAAACGCAUUCUGAAGGAGUUCAUGCGCUACAUCUUCUGGGCGGUCUUUGCGGACUUUGUCUUGCAUUUCCUCUAUUUCCCAUCAUUCCAUCAAGUCUGGUACAAAUUCCAAUUCUUACCUACAUGGUCACUAGGUGGGAUCGGUCUCUGCCACCUACUUUUCUUCCAGAUCAAGUACGUGGUAACGUAUGGCAUCCCCCGAGCCAUUGCGCUAUUUGACAGGAUAGAGGCCCCAUUACCACCUGCAUGCGUUCUGAGUAUAUACACAUUUCAAGACAUGUGGAGAUAUUUUGACAGAGGUCUCAACUCCCUGCUAAUAAGCACCAUCUACAUCCCAGUGGGCGGCUCUCAACGAGGUUUUCUGAGACAACUUCUUGCCUCCAUGCUCUGUUUCUCCUUCGUGUUCUUCUGGCAUGGGGUGGAGGUAUAUCUUCUCUACUGGGCCUUAAUCAACUGGCUUGGGGUCGUUGUCGAGAUCACUGUCCAAAAGGCGGUCGAACAGUUUGGAAUUUUAGCGUUCCUUAAGAGUAAGAUGUCGCCAUCAGCCGUUUUCAGAGUGCUUGGUUUGUUUCUGACAUUGAACUAUAUGCUUCUAGCUCUUUCAAACCUAGUCUUUCUUGGUGGGCAGCGUGUGGCGUAUACUUAUUAUCAUAGGAUUAUAGUAUCUGGCUGGCCAUGGCCCCUCCUAACAUUCUUCUGUACUUUCUACUCUGUGUUACAACUCACCAGAGCUCUACAUCAACACUUUGGUAAAAGUUACUUAUGCAAGAAAGUUUAUGCCGUUUGAAGGAAUACUCAAUACUCAACUUUGUGAGGUUUUUCUGUGUCUCGCUGUGUAGUUAGGAGUCAACGGAGCACUUUCUAUGCAAAAGAAGAAGAACACAAAUUGUUCAGCCUCCUGCCUUUUAAAUACAAGGAAGUAGGAGGGCCUUUUUUAAAUGGCCGAACCACACAUUUUUAAAAGCUUGGUUAUUUAAAAAAUAAUGCAA